This is a messenger RNA of Nannospalax galili (Upper Galilee mountains blind mole rat), 1669 nucleotides long. It is a transcript of the gene Lmcd1, whose product is annotated as LIM and cysteine rich domains 1. The record is from RefSeq and is a predicted model, not a curated record. Gene Ontology annotation, molecular function: zinc ion binding. The coding region runs from base 128 to 1225 and encodes 365 amino acids. Lineage: Eukaryota; Metazoa; Chordata; Mammalia; Rodentia; Spalacidae. The transcript is spliced from 6 exons.
GCCCAGAGCUGCCCGCUGGGCGCGCGGACCUGAACCUGGCCAUUCAGCCAACGCUGCCCCUGCUGCGCUCGCUCAGCCUCUGCCUGAGAAGCAUAAACCAGAAGCAGUUUCUGCAUCCCAGCACAGGAUGGCAAAGGUGGCUAAGGACCUCAAUCCGGGAGUGCAAAAGAUGUCCCUGGGCCAGCAGCAGUUGGCAAGAGGAGUAGCUUGUCUGCGGUGCAAGGGAAUGUGUUCUGGCUUCGAGCCUCAUUCAUGGAGGAAAAUAUGCAAAUCUUGCAAGUGCAGUCAGGAGGAACACUGCCUGAGCUCUGACCUAGAGGAUGAUCGGAAAAUCGGGCGCCUGCUGAUGGACUCCAAGUACUCCACCCUAACUGCCCGGGUGAAGGGUGGAGAUGGCAUCCGCAUCUACAAGAGGAACCGCAUGAUCAUGACCAACCCUAUCGCCACAGGCAAAGACCCCACCUUUGACACUAUCACCUAUGAGUGGGCCCCCCCAGGAGUCACCCAGAAACUGGGCCUGCAGUACAUGGAACUCAUCCCCAAGGAGAAGCAGCCUGUGACUGGCACUGAGGGUGCCCUCUACCGCCGACGCCAGCUCAUGCAUCAGCUCCCCAUCUAUGACCAGGACCCUGCUCGCUGCCGUGGACUAGUGGAGACCGAGCUGAAAGCAAUGGAAGAGUUUGUCAAGCAGUACAAGAGCGAGGCCCUUGGGGUGGGUGAGGUGGCCCUCCCAGGGCAGGGAGGCUUGCCCAAGGAAGAGGGCAAAACACAGGAAAAGCCAGAGGGCACAGAGACAGCUGCCCCAACCACCAACGGCAGCCUGGGCGACCCAUCCAAGGAAGUGGAAUACGUCUGUGAGCUCUGCAAGGAAGCAGCCCCUGCUGACAGCCCUGUGGUCUAUGCAGACAGGGCUGGCUACAGUAAGCAGUGGCACCCCAACUGCUUUGUAUGCAUCAAGUGCUCAGAACCACUGGUGGACCUCAUCUACUUCUGGAAGGAUGGGGCACCCUGGUGCGGCCGCCACUACUGUGAGACCUUGCGACCCAGGUGCUCAGGCUGCGAUGAGAUCAUAUUCUCAGAAGACUACCAGCGUGUGGAAGACCUGGCCUGGCAUCGGAAGCACUUUAUCUGUGAGGGUUGUGAGCAGCUGCUGAGUGGCCGGGCCUACAUUGUCACCAAGGGUCAGCUUCUGUGCCCAACUUGCAGCAAGUCCAAACGCUCCUGAAGAGCUAGCCACCCACAGCCAGAACCUACUGGAUCCCACCAGCAGACUGAAGCCAGCCUAUGGGGCAGAUACAACAGCCAGCAAGCAAUGUCUGUUCUAGGUUGAGUGGUGGUAGAUCCUUGAGGGUCAGUAGUUUCAAAACCAGAAAUAUUCUAAGAAGGCUUAGAAUGCAUUUGUUGUUAUUUCCCAGAUGCAACCAACUAAAGACCCACUGGCAUCCUUCGAGGGAGCUCUAGGAGGAAUUUCCCAGAAUGCAUUUCUGAGGGAUCCAAUCAAGUAGCUGUAGGAUGUGCUUUUUCCGUGGACGCAGGAUCCCUCCAAGGGGCAUGCAGGGGUCUCAACUGUCACUUGUUUGCCUUUUUUUUUUCAAGUGAAAUUUGAAUUUUAAAUAACAUUUUGGCAUGAUAAACAUAUCAAUAAACGUCUUAUGAAUUUCCCACAUAC